Molecule: messenger RNA, 378 nt
Organism: Rosa chinensis
Lineage: Eukaryota; Viridiplantae; Streptophyta; Magnoliopsida; Rosales; Rosaceae
Product: DNA-directed RNA polymerases II and IV subunit 5A
Exons: 2
Coding region: 1-378 (125 amino acids)
Biological process (GO): DNA-templated transcription
Cellular component (GO): RNA polymerase II, core complex; RNA polymerase I complex; RNA polymerase III complex
Molecular function (GO): DNA binding; DNA-directed RNA polymerase activity
Source: RefSeq, a predicted model, not a curated record
AUGGUUUUGACAGAAAAAGAAAUUACGAGGCUCAAUAGGGUUCGAAAGACAGUGAUGCAAAUGCUGAAAGAUCGAGACUAUCUAAUUGUGGAUCAUGAUCUCAACAGGACAAUGUCACAGUUUAAAAACAAACAUGGAGAGAAAAUGAAAAGGGAGGACCUUACUAUCAAUAGAAGGAAGAGGGGUGACGAGUCUGAUCAGAUUUAUGUGUUUUUUCCUGACGAACCAAAAGUUGGGGUCACGACAAUGAAGAGUUACAUCACACGCAUGACUCAGGAGAAUGUGAUUAGAGCAAUCUUAGUUGCUCUACAAAAUCUGACUCCUUUUGCAAAGACCUCCAUUAGUGAAACGGGUUCAAAGUACCACUUCAAGAUUUGA